AUGGCAGUCCAGCAAAUUGGGCCGGCAGCGCCGCCCAUCAGCAUUCCGUCUCGUAGUUCGUCGCUCGGCGAACAGCCACGCUUCUAUGUCCCCUUUCUCGAGUCGGCUUACAUUACCUGGCCAGCACCCAGAUCGCGCUACACACCUCCGAAGCCGUCGUCUCCCGAUGAUGUCGAUGUCGAUGUCGUCGAACCCUUCCCAGACUUUCAAGAUCCUUCGGCCAAUCUCAUCAUCGCGCGCACCGUUUUGCUAGACAACUUGCAUCGCCAGGGCUGCGCCCGCGACCCUGCUGCACCACUCUCGACCCCGUUUCGAAGCCUUUACUCCCGCAUCACGCCGUUGACAGGACACAUCAAAGUCGACGAGGACUUGACUCGACAAAGAGCGUCUGUCGAUCAUAUCAUGGAAAUUGGAGAGACUGUGCGUACCCAGCGCAUGCUGGGCAAUACUGCAAAACCGGUCAGUCUAGGAGGUACGUAUCCUGUUAGCAUGAAAGACCCUGAGCCGAAAGAUUUCUUGAAGUACAAGCUGAAGAAGCAGGCCAAAAACGGCAUCACAGAAGCUAUUAGAAUCCAAAAGGCUCUCGAGUGCUUCGCUAGCGAUGCCGAGACCGAAAAUAACGAUCAUGAGCACGAGCGAGGACGAUCUACCAGCCGCAAACAACGUCGGGCGCUGGCCGCUAUUCAUACGACCUACGGUCCCGAGCGAGCCAUCCAGAACCUGUUGAUGUUGCGCGAGACAUAUCCUGCAUACUUUAUGCCUGGAACACUGAAUGCGGCGGUUGACAUGACGAAGACUAGCAACCCGGAUACACAGGAAAGUCAGAGCAAAGCUUUGGUAAUAUCCUCGAAGCCUGCCGCACUGCUAACUCAGGGCCUUCAAGGACUUGGCAUAUAUCCAGCGCCUCUUGCCUCGCAUCCCACUUCGGACAAGUCGGUCGCGUCCUCCACUACAUCUUCGAAUGGCACUGUGGCCGAAGAAGACAAUACUCCUGCAGAAACCGAAGAUCUCUCUUCUGAGAAGCAAAAUCAAAUGGUAAGUGAGCACAUUCAAUUUGCUGACAUCGACAGCUCCCCCCUCAAGGUGACUUUGAAACCAGUACCUUCAGAAGCCGAGGCCGAGGCUAUUCCAAGCUCAACCAAGACCAUGACAUUGACACCAUCGGAUUCAACAGUGGCAGCGGAGACGCGAAAUGAUUCCAAUGAGAUGGCUUCGAAACGACACGGACGAUGCUUUUACAUUGAACGAGAACCCGUCACUGUGCUCCCUGCCGAACUUGAGGAAAAGGAUGAGUCUGACGGUGAAAUAGAAACCGAAAGCUAUGUAAGUGUCCCAACUUCACCCCUUUUAUUCUCCUCCGAGUUCGCCACACCAAACGUGACCCAGAGAAGUCGGUCGCAGAGCGAUUCAGCGGUGAUUACAUCCUUGGUCUCUGCAGACGAAUCAAGCCUAGACAGCGACUCUGACAACCAAUACACGGUCAUCUCCCCGCAAACAGCUGUGCUUGAUGUGAAUGACAAUGACAAAGAAUGGGUCAUGGUUAACAAGCCUACCGGAAACAAGGCUGUGCAACGUGAACGUGAACCUCAGCCUGCCCAUCAUCCGCGCGUAUUUCGAGGAUACGUGACUGGUGGUCAGAGUCACCCUCUACGAAGACCACGAUCGAUGAUUUCCCUGCCAACACGACGCAUCGAGCAUUCAGGCGAUGCAUACGCAGUGGUCACCAACAACUCGAACAGCGAUAGCGACAGCAACUCUAGUGCUGACUCCGAGUCCGAGUCCGAGUCCGAUAUUGUAGGACCUCAUGUUCUGUCGAACAUGGUUUCCGCACUCGGUCGUGAACUCUUCGGUCGGCAUCCUGUGUAA
Molecule: messenger RNA, 1866 nt
Organism: Exophiala dermatitidis NIH/UT8656
Lineage: Eukaryota; Fungi; Ascomycota; Eurotiomycetes; Chaetothyriales; Herpotrichiellaceae
Exons: 3
Coding region: 1-1866 (621 amino acids)
Source: RefSeq, a predicted model, not a curated record